Messenger RNA from Oncorhynchus mykiss (rainbow trout), 1101 nucleotides. Lineage: Eukaryota; Metazoa; Chordata; Actinopteri; Salmoniformes; Salmonidae. The record is from RefSeq and is a predicted model, not a curated record.
AUGGGGGCCGCAGUGAAGAAGCCCAUUGAGGAUCCCCAGAUUAUUCCUGCUCUAUUCUCCCAGCCCAUUGAGGAUCCCCAGAUUAUUCCUGCUCUAUUCUCCCAGCCCAUUGAGGAUCCCCAGAUUAUUCCUGCUCUAUUCUCCCAGUCCAGUGAGGAUCCUCAGAUUAUUCCUGCUCUAUUCUCCCAGUCCAGUGAGGAUCCCCAGAUUAUUCCUGCUCUAUUCUCCCAGUCCAGUGAGGAUCCUCAGAUUAUUCCUGCUCUAUUCUCCCAGCCCAUUGAGGAUCCCCAGAUUAUUCCUGCUCUAUUCUCCCAGUCCAGUGAGGAUCCCCAGAUUAUUCCUGCUCUAUUCUCCCAGUCCAUUGAGGAUCCCCAGAUUAUGCCUGCUCUAUUCUCCCAGCCCAUUGAGGAUCCCCAGAUUAUUCCUGCUCUAUUCUCCCAGCCCAUUGAGGAUCCCCAGAUUAUUCCUGCUCUAUUCUCCCAGCCCAUUGAGGAUCCCCAGAUUAUUCCUGCUCUAUUCUCCCAGUCCAGUGAGGAUCCCCAGAUUAUUCCUGCUCUAUUCUCCCAGUCCAGUGAGGAUCCUCAGAUUAUUCCUGCUCUAUUCUCCCAGUCCAGUGAGGAUCCCCAGAUUAUACCUGCUCUAUUCUCCAAGCCCAAUGGUGAUCCCCAGAUUAUGCCUGCUCUAUUCUCCCAGUCCAGUGAGGAUCCCCAGAUGAUUCUUGCCAUAUUCUCACAGUCCAGUGAGGAUCCCCAGAUUAUUCCUGCUCUUUUCUCCCAGUCCAGUGAGGAUCCCCAGAUUAGAUUAUUCCUGCUCAAUUCUCCCAGUCCAGUGAGGAUCCCCAGAUUAUUCCUGCUCAAUUCUCCCAGUCCAGUGAGGAUCCCCAGAUUAUUCCUGCUCGAUUCUCCCAGUCCAUCCAGUGAGGGUCCCCAGAUUAUUCCUGCUCGAUUCUCCCAGUCCAGUGAGGAUCCCCAGAUUAUUCCUGCUCUAUUCUCCCAGUCCAGUGGUGAUCCCCAGAUUAUUCCUGCUCUAUUCUCCCAGUCCAGUGGUGAUCCCCAGAUUAUUCCUGCUCGAUUCUCCCAGUCCAGCAAACCAAACCAUUAA